Petromyzon marinus (sea lamprey) is the source of this 3733-nucleotide messenger RNA. The record is from RefSeq and is a predicted model, not a curated record. NCBI's taxonomy places the organism in Eukaryota, Metazoa, Chordata, Hyperoartia, Petromyzontiformes, Petromyzontidae.
UGGAUGGGUGCUGCCUCGCCAAAGCAAGGGGGUUUGAACAUACUUCGCCGAGGGCAUUGCGGUCUCGUGAGGAUCAGGUGAAAAUAUAUGAGCGGGACAUUUUUUUUUAAACGAAUAGGGCAGUUAAUGGGGUCGUGAGCGGCGUUAAUUGUAUUAAAAUAUAGGCGACUUUGGUGAUAACCUCCGAAUUUGAUGUGAACUAGAAGGCGCUUAAGUAAUGGUUGAAGGGAUUUAAUAGUCGGCAUAUAGUGGGUAGGGUUAUGUUAACUGCACGACUUGCAGCCUUGUGCUAUGAAGCAGGGCCAUUGCCUGAAAUGUCGCGAACUAUAUAUAUUUUGUAUUUUAAGGCCACAGUGUUAGUGGUUAUUUGUGAUUGUGCUCCGCUGCCAACGCAGUAGCAGUAGCAGCAUCACCAAACUUUAAUGUUAAUUAGACAACUGAUAGCGGGAAGGGAUUAGUUCAUUGCAGUGAAUGGGGAUCCAACAGCAAGUGCGGAGUUACGUUAAAUAUGCAGGGCGGGGGGUUAUGUUGAUCGUACGAGGCGUGGUUAUGUUAAUCGUACGAGGCGUGGUUAUGUUAAUCGUACGAGGCGUGGUUAUGUUAAUUAUUCGAGGCGUGGUUAUGUUAAUUUUAGGGCAAGUCUGGUUUGUGUCAAUAUAUACGAGGCGUGUUUAUGUUAAUUACGGGUGCGGUUAUGCAAAUUUAUGUUGGGCGUGCUCCCCCCCCCCCACCACUGCCGGCUCCGCUCUCCGUGAGAGGCGAAGUGGCCCACGCCGGGUCAGUCGCUCGGCGCGCGCGAUCCUCAACAACGCCCUGACCACCAACUUUGCUCCUUGCAACGCGGACAAAUCCCACGGGCUACUUUUUUUUUGGGGAGGGGUGGGGGGCAGGGGGCGUGGAAGAGGUUUCCAGGCGGAAUGCGCGCCGUAGAGUUUGCGUGGUCAGUGUUUAACGCGCCGUCGGCUGUGGUUCGAGUUGCGUCGUCCGGACGGACGAUCAUGAAGGAGGAGGGGGGUGAAGGAAAUCUCUGAAGGGCUCGCUCAGCGAGAGGACCUCAAGUUUGUGGUUCUAUCACCAAACCUGGCCACGCUCUCCGCGUUUGAAUCAGGUUGCUGGCGCGUUCCGUCACUUCGACUUUUAUAAAUUUAAAAAAAAAUCGUCAUCAAUUCAUCCUCAUUAAUUCAGCAGCAGCAGUGCAACUUAUCGGCGUUAGUUUGAAUAAACGCCCGAGUGUUGACGUCAAACAACGAAGUCAUCAGAAACCGGGGGGCAUCAAUCGACCAACAACUGCAGCAGCUCCUGAAGCAGGGUCAGGACGUGCAGCAGUGUUGAUUGUUUAUCAGCAGCAAGGGAAGCUUUUAGAGACGUCAUUAGUCUCUGGCAAAGACACCCAUGCCACCUUACUCCGACUACAAGCUUCUGACCGAAACAGAGGCACCCCCCGUGCCUCCCCGGCGGAGUCGUGGGUCAGCCUCCCGGUCUGCUGCUGCUGCUGGUGCUGUAGCGGGACCAGCAGCAGGACUUCAGCAUGGUGAAGCAGGAGGUGGUGGUGGUGGUGGUGGUGGAGGAGGUGGUGCAGGACACCAGGGCAUCACGGUGGCAGCAGCCUUGACAAGUCCUGGCGGAGGGGAGAGGCGAGUCAAGUGCGUCCUGGUUGGAGACGGGGCCGUAGGCAAAACCAGCCUGGUCAUCAGCUACACCACGAACGGGUACCCAACCGACUACGUGCCCACCGCCUUCGACAACUUCUCCGCUGUUGUAGCCGUGGACGGGAAGCCGGUCAGACUUCAGCUGUGCGACACUGCAGGCCAGGACGAGUUUGAUCGCUUGAGGCCGCUCUGCUACCCGCACACGGACGUCUUCCUCCUCUGCUUCAGCGUCGUCUGCCCGGCGUCCUUUGCCAACGCGGCCGAGGUGUGGGUGCCUGAGAUCCGGCGGCACGCGCCUCGUGCCCCCAUCCUGCUCGUGGGGACCCAGUGCGACCUCCGCGACCGCGUUCAGGUGCUCAUCGGGCUGGCGAAGCGCGGCGAGAGACCCGUGACGGAAGCGGACGCGCGGCGGCUGGCGGAGCAGACGGGCGCACGGGCCUACCUGGAGUGCUCGGCGCUCACGCAGAAGAAUCUGAAGGAGGUGUUCGACGCCGCGAUCCUCUCCGCGCUGGGACGCGCGCCCGACGCCGGCGGCCGGAGGCCCAGGCUGCAGUGGCGCGGAGACCCGGGGAGCGACGGCCGCCGCAAGAGAGCGAGGACGCUGGCGCCCGCUUGCCUGCGCAGCCUCUCCAAGGCUUGGUGGAAGAAGUACUCCUGCUUCGGAUGAUGAUGAUGAUGAUGAUGGAGGGCUGGGUGCUGCUGCAGCAGCGGCGUCGCGAAGGUCCCGGAGGAAAGUUCCAGCGCAAAACAAAGAAAAUAAACUUUCAUCGAAAUGCCUUUUCGCCUCUUUUUUGACAACACGUUCUUGUUGCACAAGAAUUGAAUUCGGUCUAAGGUGACGUGAUGGUGAGGCGAUGCGCGUUUAAUUUAAGCGUUCAGGUUUUAUAAUUGCGUUGAAGCGAGCGCUAAACGUAUGGAAGGGUAUUGUAAAAAAAUGUUAAAUUGCUGUUUUAGUGUUGAGAGGUUUUUCUCGGCUUUACCUGUCAAGGGUCAUCACUGGUUGGUGGCCAAACGGGGAGGUUGAAGAAGUGAUCUUUCCACAGUGUAAAAAGCCUUAUGAAAACAAUGAAUAUAUGUGUAUAUACAGUAUAUUGUAUAUGGAAUGUCGGUGUUCAAUCGUCCGACUUGUGGUGACUUCACUAAUUGACUCGAUGAGAGAGAACAGACUGGUGUUUCUGUAACCCUCUUCAUUAAGCUCGUUUAACUUUAGCAAAUGGGAAACGAAACGUACAAUUUACACGAAAUACUUAAUCCCGACCUGUUGUUUUUGUUGUUUAAACUGCAAUAUUACCUGCAAUAAUAUUCAAGACACUGCUUUUGCAGGCGAAACAUAUUUAACUUUAUUUUGUCGCUAACACAUGCGCGUGUAUUUGAAAAUGCUUUAUCAGUAGUUUACACGCGAUAGCGAGACUCGCGUGAAGAAAGCUAAUGCAAGUCGACUAAAAUAACGACCUGUGUCUUGUGCUAAGACACGCACCUAUGUUAUCAUUAUGCCUCAUUAUACCUGCCACUUACUCCUACAGUGUUACGACUUUCUGUACGGCCUUGCGCAUGUGCCUGUGUUUUUUUAUUAUUUCCCCCCUCCCGUUGCUGAUUUCUGGAUGUGGGAACAAACCUUUCGACGGACUGUGAAAUCUCUGCACUUUCAUUCCUCGGGGGGGGGGGGGGGGGGGGGUAUGGAGGAGGAGGCGUUCAUCCCCUUUUCGCUAAUUUAGCUUUUGAUUUUGACGUCGCCUCCAAGUUAACGCUUCCUUUAAUGAAGCUGGACACGAAACGGUAACACUGCACCAUGCACACACACACACACUGCACCGUACACACACACACUGCACCGUGCACACACACACACACUGCACCGUGCACACACACACUACACCUUGCACAAACACACAUUGAUCCACUCUUCACCCACGUGCCCCCUCACCCCGCCGUGUGCAUGGUUCUAUCAACCUGCGUCAUUUCAGGGUGUGGGCCGGGGCGGAUUUUAACAUAUUGCUCAACAUUGCCGAUGUUCAUACGUACGUUGAUUAUCAUUGAAUAAAUCUGUAAAAGAAUUUAGCUUUGUUAAAAACUUCCAAAUGAAA